AUGGCAAAAAAUUAUUCUGAGAGAGAUCUUAAAAACCCAACUAGUCUUAGGAUCCUUGCGAUUGACAAUGACCCCACAGUUCUUGAACUCAUCAAGAAUGGAUGCAACAGAUAUUCUUAUGAAGUAAUGACAUUCUCUGAGACUCUUCCUGCUGUGGAUGUUUUGCGGGGAAGCAAAGACCAGUUUAAUUUGAUACUCGUGGAUGUUCAUAUGCCAGAGAUGGAUGGCCAUGAAUUCCUACGAUUUGUCAAACAGGAGAACAUUUUUGCUCCUGUAAUCGGUGUGUAA
Sphenostylis stenocarpa is the source of this 288-nucleotide messenger RNA. The record is from the annotation of a GenBank genome assembly. Lineage: Eukaryota; Viridiplantae; Streptophyta; Magnoliopsida; Fabales; Fabaceae.